GUCCCUGGUGAAGGUGGCGGGGAAGAUAUGGUGACGGAUGGUAGUGGCGGCCAAACAUUAGUGGUGUGUUUUGCUUCCUCUAAGUGGGUGUGUUCAGCCCCGUCGCUCUCUAAACUCUCGCCAUGAUCCUCUCUCUGGCUGUGGUAUUGUGUGUGGGUGUUGGAAUCAAUGUGGCUCUAAUACCAGUACUGGAGACUCCUGUCUCUGACCCCAAGGGUCUCGCCCGGCCAGUGCUCUACACAGGAAAGCUGAACUCUUCAGUAUCUCCAUAUUGGGCAGAUCCGGAAGACCUACCUAUCAACCUACCACCCACCCUGUGUGCUGCCAACCUCACUCUACCUCCAAAGAAAUGCAUGAAGGUGUUUGGGCCGUGUGACAAGCAGGCAAAGUACAGAAGCGUGUCUGGCCGAUGUAACAAUCUCCAGCACCCAGAGUAUGGCACGAGCGGUCAGUUCCUGCUCCGUCUGCUACCUUCUGCCUAUAACGGUGAGGUGAUGAGGUUGAUGUCUGUAUCAGGCCGCCUCCUACCCAACCCUCGAGCGGUGAGUCUGUUGACACGCGGCGUGGCGCUGCCCUCAGCCUCGCUACACAACCUUCUCCACAUGCAGAUGGGUCAGUUCAUCGACCAUGAUUACUCCAUCACUACUGUCGUCAGAGACCAUGGCAAGAUGAUGAAAUGUUUAGAGUGCACGAGCUGGACGGACCCGAGGUGCACUCCUGUGCCCUUGCCCAAGGACGACCCUUACAUACCGGCUCAUAUUAACAACACGGACAAGCGAAGAUGUCUUCCCGUCACCAGGAGCGUUGCAAAGAUGUGGGUGAACGAGAUGGGCGCCCCGGAGCUUGAGCAGUACAACAUGAACACUGCUUAUCUUGAUCUUUCCCAAGUGUACGGUAAUAACGAGUGUAGAGGAGAGGAGCUCAGGUAUAACAUUGGAGGUCUGCUCAACACCACUCUGACCGGCAUACCCACACAGAGGCCAGCAUCUCAUUUUCCUGACUGUCGGGACUACUCCGGCUGGUGCUUCUUCUCGGGUGACGACAGAGCGAACGAGAACAUGGGACUGACGGUGCUGCACUUCGUCUUUCACAGAGAACAUAACCGCCUGGCCAGAGCUCUACGCAUUAUCAAUCCUCACUGGGACGAUGAGAAGCUUUAUCAGGAGGCGCGAGCCAUCAACAUCGCCCAGUACCAGCACUCGGUGUACAGUCAGUACCUGCCUGCCGUUAUUGGCUACCCCACAGCUACUAGACUCCAACUUCUCCCACAGCAGGAUGGGUAUUAUCUGGGUUAUGAUGAAGAGAGGAAUCCGGAGGUCUACAAUAGCUUCUCAACGGCAGCCUUCAGGUUUGGUCACUCCUCAAUCUCUGACACACUGCCUCUUCUGGACGACCACUAUCACUUAGUCUCCAGUAUACCUCUAGUAGACACCUUCCAAAAUACUUCCCUUCUACUGACGGCUGGCGUGUGGGAGUCGGUGGUGCGUGGCAUGCUGGGCUACAACAUGAAGCCAAUAGACUUGCACCUCGAGGACAGCGUCUCGAAUCAACUCUUCAAGUUUGUGACUGAUGAAUUUUCGGGCCAGGAUCUUGCUGCCUUAAAUAUUGCAAGAGGUAGAGACCACGGACUUCCUUCAUACAGUACAUACCUGACUUACUGUGGGCUGGGCAGCGUCGACAGCUUCGAGGAACUGAUGCCUCUAAUGUCGACCUCAGCCGUCGAUGCGCUGCGCAAGGCCUACGCCUCCGUCCACGACAUCGACCUCUUUAUUGGAGGGCUGGCAGAACAUCAUGUCUCCGGUGGUAUUGUGGGACCAACGUUCGCUUGCAUCAUCUCUCGCCAGUUUAUUAGAACAAAGAAUAGUGACAGAUUUUGGUAUGAGGCUCGCGGCUCAGGCUUCACACUGAAGCAGAUUCAGAGCAUAAAGACGGUCACACUUGCCAGCAUCAUCUGUAACAACUUCGAUGAGGUCGAACAAGAGGUGCCGCUAAAUGCUUACUACCAGCCCCUCGAAACAAUCAACCCUAUGCGUGCCUGCAGCAGCCUGCCGUCGGUAAACCUGAGCUUGUGGGAGGAUCAUCCUGCUGUAGAGUUGAGGUCUUGUACAGAGGAAUGGUGUUCUCCAACUACUGUGGCCUCGUCUUCAGUGUCUUCUAGCAGCCUGGUGGCCAGAUAAAAAGCGUUCCAUAUGAGCGUCAGAGGUAGUUGCAACUUUUACUGCAACCUGGGGGACGACGAAGUUAACGAGACUCUUCUCAGAGGCUGAAGGAGCUCUUUGGACUCGUCCGUCUAGACCACCACCACCCAGUUCCCGAGGCUGGAGGAGCACUACCAUGGCUCCAGAGCAGCAGCACCAUCACUACCACAGUUCCCGAGGCUGGAGCACCACCACAGUCGGCUGUAAUCGACAAAAAGGAUGCCGAACAGAAGUGCUGACAUGUACAUAAAUAUUUUUAUAUUUUAGUGUAAAUAUUGAUAAUGCAAUAAAACCUGGACACGGUAA
This is a messenger RNA of Procambarus clarkii (red swamp crayfish), 2504 nucleotides long. RefSeq names its product chorion peroxidase. Gene Ontology annotation, molecular function: peroxidase activity; heme binding. The record is from RefSeq and is a predicted model, not a curated record. Gene Ontology annotation, biological process: response to oxidative stress. NCBI's taxonomy places the organism in Eukaryota, Metazoa, Arthropoda, Malacostraca, Decapoda, Cambaridae.